Strigops habroptila (Kakapo) is the source of this 1662-nucleotide messenger RNA. Its product is annotated as G-protein coupled receptor 183-like. The transcript has 2 exons. Gene Ontology annotation, molecular function: G protein-coupled receptor activity; oxysterol binding. Gene Ontology annotation, cellular component: membrane. The coding region runs from base 92 to 1162 and encodes 356 amino acids. Lineage: Eukaryota; Metazoa; Chordata; Aves; Psittaciformes; Psittacidae. Gene Ontology annotation, biological process: G protein-coupled receptor signaling pathway. The record is from RefSeq and is a predicted model, not a curated record.
CGUCCCGUCCCGUCCCGCCGCUGUUGCGCGCCCGCGGAGCGGAGCCCGGCGGCGGCCCCGUGGGGGAGAGAGCGAGAGCUCACGAGGCACCAUGGAAAUGGCUGUUGCAGAGGCUGUGCUCAUGCCUGUCAACCUCACCUCCAGCAACCAGAGCAGCUGCAACGUGCACAACCACCACUUCUCCGCCAAAGUCACUUUCUCCCUGUUCUACACUGCCCUGCUGGUGUUCGGCGCCUGCGGGAACAUCCUGGCUCUCUGCAUCACCUUCCAGCGCAGGAAGAAGAAACUCAACUCCACUGACCUCUACCUGGUGAACCUGGCCCUCUCCGAUGCCCUCUUCACGCUGGCCCUGCCCGGCAGGAUUGCCUACUAUGUCCUGGAGUUUGACUGGCCAUUUGGGGACUGGUUCUGCCGGGCCACAGCCUUCAUUUUCUACAUGAACACCUAUGUGGGCAUCUACUUCAUGACCUGCGUGAGCGUGGACCGCUACAUCGCCGUGGUGCGCACCAAGCACCCUGGCAGGAUCCGCAAGAUGAGCCGUGCCAGGGGUGUCUGUGUCCUCAUCUGGUCCUUGGUGUUCCUGCAGACAGCGCCGCUGCUCCUGCGGCCCAUGACACGGAGGAUGGGGGACAAGCUGACGUGCAUGGAGUACUUCAACUUUGAGGAGAUUCCCAAGCUGCCCUAUCUGCUCCUGGGGGCCUGUGUGUUUGGCUUCUUCCUGCCUGUGGGCAUCAUCUUGGUGUGCUAUGUGAGGAUCAACCUCAAGCUCUGCCAGACAGCCAAGGAGAACCCGCUGACGGUGAAGAAUGGGCACCACCGCCGGGCCUUCACCAUCAUCCUAGUGGUGCUGUUGGCUGUCCUGCUCUGCUUCAGUCCCUACCACCUCAAUAUAGUCCAGUUCAUGGUCAGGAAGAUCCUCUACCAGCCGUCCUGCCGCGAACAGCAAGCCUUCAAGAUGUCCCUGCAAGUCACUGUGGCAUUCAUGAACCUCAACUGCUGCAUCGACCCCAUCAUCUACUUCUUCGCCUUCCGGGGCUACAAGCGGAGGCUGCUUCGCAUCUUCAGGAACAGCGGCUCGAUGACCUCCUCCUCCACUGCCAAGACCCCCUCUGAGAGCAACAGCAACAGCCACAGCCAGCCGCCUGGCUCCAUCUCUGUCUAAUGGCACAACCCCCUCCCUUUCGCUCUGGCCUGCAGCUUAUGGACCAUGCCCGAUGGCAGGAGCUAGAGCUGGGCUGCAAGGACCAGCACCUCCAACAGGCUCCAUCGCUCCCCUACCCGAAGCCAGGGGCUCUCACAAAGCCAAUUCAGCUGGGACAUAGCCUGGCCUGGCUCUGUGCUCAGCACCACUGGACCCACCAUCCUGGAGCACAGAGAGGUCCAUUUGCAUCCCAUCCCCAGAGGAGGUAGCUUGUGCAACCACCCUGGCUGGCAAACCCAGCUGGGGGUUUCUCAGCACUGCACCACACCACCCUCCCUCCCCGGCCUGCAUUCCCUGCGGGACUGGUGGCUGCUGGUGACCACCAUGGCUACCCUGCCUCUCUGUCCUGGAGCACUGGGGCAGCAUUCCCACAGGCCUUGGGGCAGCUGGUGUGGUGCACAUGGACUCAGGGCAUUUCAGGAAAAGGCUGGGAUGUUAACUUCUGUGCAGAAAGUUGUCUA